GAAAUUAAUGAAUGCUCUUCUAAUCCUUGCCUUACUGGAGACUGUAUCGACAACAUUAAUCAUUACACUUGCCAAUGCUCACCCGGGAUGACUGGUACCAAUUGUGACACAGGUAACUAUAAUUGCAAUCAGAACCCUUGCCAAAAUGGAGGAAAAUGUAAAUUGAUAAAAGGCGGCACUGGAUAUCAAUGUCAAUGUCGACUAGGGUAUCACGGAAAAACUUGUCAGAUACAAAUUUUCGACCCCUGCCAAUCAAAUCCUUGCCAUAGUGGCGUAUGUAUUUCUGAAAAUAAUACCUAUAAAUGCCGAUGUUAUCCUGGUUUUCACGGAGAAAAUUGCGAGCGACAUUACUGUCUACCUAGUCCAUGCCAAAAUGGUUUGUGUUCUGCAAAUGCAACAGGUUAUAAAUGUAUCUGUAAUACUGGAUACUACGGAAAGAGAUGUCAUUUGCUAACAUUUUCUGUCAUGCUAGAUUACUGUCGUCCUGAUCCUUGCCGACUUGGCAUAUGUGUUGUUAAAACAGAUGGCUAUAAAUGUCGUUGCUUACCUGGAUAUCAUGGAACGAACUGUGAUAGAAGUUAUUGCGAUUCCAAUCCAUGCAUUCAUGGUAAAUGUUACAAGACAAUAAACGGUUACCGCUGCCAAUGUAAACCUGGC
Molecule: messenger RNA, 657 nt
Organism: Trichoplax adhaerens
Lineage: Eukaryota; Metazoa; Placozoa; Uniplacotomia; Trichoplacea; Trichoplacidae
Exons: 6
Molecular function (GO): calcium ion binding
Source: RefSeq, a predicted model, not a curated record